Molecule: messenger RNA, 1035 nt
Organism: Triticum turgidum subsp. durum (durum wheat)
Lineage: Eukaryota; Viridiplantae; Streptophyta; Magnoliopsida; Poales; Poaceae
Source: the annotation of a GenBank genome assembly
AUGGAGAUGCCGGGAGGGAGCGGCGGGGCCGGCGCGCUGGCCAGGCAGGGGUCGAUCUACUCGCUCACCUUCGACGAAUUCCAGAGCGCGCUCGGCGGCGCCGGCAAGGACUUCGGGUCCAUGAACAUGGACGAGCUGCUCCGCAACAUCUGGACGGCGGAGGAGUCCAACGCCAUCGCGGCCACCCUGACGCCGGCCACCACGGCCGUCCCGACAUCCAAUGUCGACGCCCAGCCCCCGCCGCCGCCGCCGCUGCAGCCGCAGCAGCAGGCCAUCCUGCGCCAGGGCUCCAUGACGCUGCCCCGCACGCUCAGCCAGAUGACGGUCGACGAGGUCUGGCGCGACAUCAUGGGCUUCUGCGACGAGGAGCCGCCGGCGCCCCCCGCGCCGGCGCCGGCGCAGGCGCAGGCGGAGGCCCAGGCGCAGCGGCAGCAGACCCUGGGGCGGAUGACGCUGGAGGAGUUCCUGGUGCGGGCCGGCGUGGUGCGGGAGGACAUGGGGGGCCAGACCGUCGUCGUGCCGGCGCGGGCGCAGGCUCUGUUCCCUCAGGGCAAUGUGGUCGCGCCGACCAUGCAGGUGGCGAACGGGGUGGUGCACGGAGUCGUCGGGCAGGGGCCUGGCGUAGCGAUGACGGUGGCGGCGCCGACCACGCCCGGCGUGCUGAACGGGUUCGGGAAGAUGGAGGGCGGGGAUCUCUCGUCGCUGUCGCCGGUGCCGUAUCCCUUCGACACCGUGACGAGGGCGAGGAAGGGGCCUACCGUCGAGAAGGUGGUGGAGAGGAGGCAGAGGCGCAUGAUCAAGAACCGGGAGUCCGCUGCCAGGUCCCGCCAGAGGAAGCAGGCUUAUAUCAUGGAGUUGGAAGCCGAGGUAGCAAAACUGAAGGAGAACAAUGAGGCAUUGCAGAAAAAACAGGUGGAAAUGCUACAGAAGCAAAAGGAUGCAGGUUAUAGAGAGAAUCGAAAAGCAGCUUGGACCAAAGGCAAAGAGAUUUUGCUUGCGACGAACUCUGACGGGUCCGUGGUAGCCCGAAGCUGA